Macadamia integrifolia is the source of this 2073-nucleotide messenger RNA. Its product is annotated as transcription factor bHLH87-like. The record is from RefSeq and is a predicted model, not a curated record. NCBI's taxonomy places the organism in Eukaryota, Viridiplantae, Streptophyta, Magnoliopsida, Proteales, Proteaceae. Gene Ontology annotation, biological process: regulation of DNA-templated transcription. The transcript has a single exon. Gene Ontology annotation, molecular function: protein dimerization activity; DNA-binding transcription factor activity. The coding region runs from base 13 to 1233 and encodes 406 amino acids.
UGUCUCAAAACUAUGGAAAAUUUGGGUUGGGACUCAUCAUGCUUAUGGAGCAAUCAUCACCGACAAAAUGAAAUUAGAGUGAUCUCUACAAUGGAUCUCCCACAAGAUGUCUUCAACUCAAUUCAAGAACUCCAAAGAACUACCACAUGUGAUAUAGGAUCUGUAAUAAAUUCCAUUAAUGCAGCUCCAACAGCUACUUGGGGAGAAGCUCUAAUGGCCCAAUACAUAUCAAACCAGAAUCCAUUAUCAAAUGGUCUAAUCACAGAUUUUAGUGUUGUUGAUGGAGUUGUUAAUGGCCCACUUGAGUCUCUGGACUGCUUGUUGUCAACAGCCAACAGCAUUAAUACUGAUACAUCAGUUGAAGAUGAUGAAAUGUCCAUUAUCUUAUCUGAUUGCAGAACUAGAUGGAAUUUCGGUUCCAACAGCGCGGUCUCGUCGGGAGAAUCAGAAAACAUUGGUGGUAACCAAAGAGAGAUGGUAAUUAUUAGAAAAGCACAAGAGCCCAUGGGGGAAGUAGUCUCAGUAGUCUCUUCCAAGGCUUUGGAUUCUACUACUAUUACUACUACUGCAAGGCCUAAUUCAACAAAUAAGAGAAGCAAGGAUGGACAAGUGAAUUAUCAUUAUUUUGAUCUUCUCCAAUCAGAUUCAUCAACAACUGAGGGUGGAUUUCAGCUCAUCUCCGAGAACAACCCUCCGAGAUUGAAGAAACCCAGAUUGGAGAAUCAUCAUCAUCAUCAUCAUCAUCAUCAUCAAGGAUCAUCAUCAAACAUCAACUUCCAACUUCCAAGCAGCUCUUCUUUAUCAUCUUCAGUUGAUGAGCCAGACACCGAGGCUAUUGCACACAUGAAGCAAAUGAUCUAUAGAGCUGCAGUAUUCAGGCCUGUGAAUCUAGGCAUGGAGGUAGUGGAGAAGCCUAAGAGGAAGAAUGUCAAGAUUUCUAGUGAUCCACAGACAGUGGCUGCAAGGCAUAGGAGGGAGAGAAUAAGUGAGAGAAUUAGAGUUCUACAAAGGCUAGUCCCUGGUGGAAGCAAGAUGGACACUGCUACCAUGCUUGAUGAGGCUGCAAACUAUCUCAAGUUCUUGAGGUCACAAGUCAAAGCCUUAGAGAAUCCGGGACACAAGCUUGACACUGUCAAUUGCAACUCUACCACCCUUCCCUUCCCUUCAACUUCAUUCAAUUUCAGACAUAAUCCUUUUCCCAUGCAGACCUUUUUCCCACUCCCAAAACCCUAAAUCCCUGGAGAAAGGUAAAGAAUUUUUUUCUGCAAUCUCUCUCUCUCUCUCUCUCUCUUCUUAAUCAACAACAAAAACCAGAACUUUGAUCCGAAGACCCAAGAGUUCAUGAUCCAUUAUCAUACCCUAAUCAUGAUUUGCAGACCCUACUUAAAGAAAACCCAACUUAUCAUAGUCUUCAUCAUUACAUCUUUUUUGUUGAUCUAGGGUGGAAAGGGAAAAUGAAAGAAAAAAAAAACAAUUAGGGAGCAAAGAUAAGAUGUCUCAAUAGUCAAUCUUAACCAUCAUGACUAGAGAGACACAUGACCCACCACCCAAGAUGGAAGAGAAAAGCUUUUCUCAAUUCUCAUACAAAAAGCUUCAGCAAUUAUAAGAACUAUGAUUAAGAUCAAGGGUUAGGGACAUAGUACACUUAGUAGAAAGUGGUCUUCACUUUCUCUUUUCUUUACAAGGGGAUUAUUCUAUAGUUUCUUAAGCACAUUUUCCUUGGAGAGAUCUUUAUGGUGGCUGUAUUUUUUUAAUGUGGGCAUGUUAGCUAACCAAUGUAAAAGACAUUCCCUUUGGGCCUGUGAACCCUAGUCAGUGGGCCUGCCUCCCCUUGUUCCAGCCAAGCGUGCCCUUGAAACUCCCCCCCAAGCCAUUGUGCUGAGCACAUGUUUCCAUUCUUCCUUUUAGGCAUUUGGGUUUUUGUUAUUUUCCCUCAGUUCAUCAACGUUUCAACCUUGUAUCCAUUACUAACUUCUUAUGAUUUUGGUGUUUAGUAGUUUGUUGUGGUUAUUGUUGUUCUUGUCUUUGUUGAUGAAGAUGAAGAUGAUGAUGAUGAUGAUGAUGAUGGUUGGG